AGGAGAAAGAACAUUCUUGUUUAUGAUAUACGUAAUCAAACAGUAUUAUUCGGAGCGUAAAGCAAAAGAAGCUGUGUGGCUGUGUCCCUCUGCAUUAAAUUAAGGACGAACAGCCAAAGGAUGCGCGCAUGUCUAAGCAUUGCGAUAUCCAAUUUCUGUGUGAUAGACGGAUGAAGAAGGUGGCCGUCACCGCCGCCACCGUCGCCGCUGCCGCCGCCACCGUCGCUGCCGCCGCCACCGUCGCUGCCACCGCCACCACCGUUGCUGCCGCCGCCGAUCACACGGCGGUGUUGGAGUACGCGAGCGCAGCUGAGUGCUGCAAGCUGGCUGCGGUCGUGAGUAUUGCCCAUCCGGACGAAAUCGACACGAUUAGGGUUGACGAGAUCAUCAUGACGGAUACGGCGUCUGCAGCUGCCGCUGCCGCCGCUGCGGCUGACACGCAAAAACGGGCCAACUUUUCGGCGUUGACAGUCGGUAAUCCGAACGGCGUCAGCAAAAUAUCGCCGAGCCUUACGAAUGCGAAACCCGGUUCCGCAAAGAAGCUCGUCAUCAAGAAUUUCAGAAGUAAACCUAAACUACCAGAAAACUAUCAAGAAGAGACAUGGGAAAAAUUGCAGGAGGCUGUGGUUGCUAUACAAACCAGCAAAAGUAUCCGCUAUUCUCUGGAAGAACUUUACCAGGCAGUUGAAAAUAUGUGUAAUCAUAAAAUGGCAUCAACACUUUACAAAAAUUUAAAUGUUCUGACAGAAACUCAUGUAAAAGCUAAUAUUGAACAAUUUUUGGCGGAAUCUAUGGACAGACAUAUAUUUUUGAAGAAAAUGAAUGAAUGCUGGCAAUCGCAUUGUAGACAAAUGAUAAUGAUCAGGAGCAUCUUUCUGUAUCUUGAUAGGACAUAUGUUUUACAAAACCCAACCAUUUCAUCGAUAUGGGAUAUGGGAUUGAAUCUAUUCAGAUUACACAUUGUGCUGAAUAAUUUAGUGCAAACGCGUACUGUUGAGGGUCUUCUUAUGCUCAUAGAAAAGGAACGACAAGGUGAUACCGUAGAUCGAACGCUUCUCAAAUCACUGUUGAGAAUGUUGUCGGAUCUACAAAUCUACCAAGAUGCCUUCGAAACGAAGUUCUUAAUGGCUACAGAAAGAUUGUAUGCUGCCGAAGGUCUACGAUUGAUGAACGAACACGAUGUUCCUGAAUAUUUAGCUCAUGUGGAUAAACGUUUGCAAGAGGAGAAUGAACGACUGUUGCAUUAUCUUGAUACGUCGACUAAAUGGUCACUCAUACAUACUGUAGAAAAACAAUUACUGUCUGAACAUAUUACUAGUAUUUUACAGAAAGGCUUAAGUGGGUUGUUGGAUGAAAAUAGAAUUAGCGAUUUAUCAUUACUUUACAACUUAUACAGUCGGAUAAAAAAUGGCCUUGUGGAGCUGUGUUUGAAUUUUAAUUGUUAUAUUAAAAAAAAAGGCAAAACGAUAGUUAUAGAUCCAGAAAAAGAUAAAACGAUGGUACAGGAACUUUUAGAUUUUAAAGAUAAAAUGGAUAAUAUAGUUAAUACGUGCUUUCAUAAAAAUGAAAAAUUUGCAAAUAGUUUAAAAGAAGCUUUCGAGGCUUUUAUUAAUCAAAGAGCAAAUAAACCAGCAGAAUUAAUAGCUAAAUUUGUCGAUUGUAAGUUACGAGCAGGUAAUAAAGAAGCGACGGAAGAGGAAUUAGAAAGAUUAUUAGAUAAGAUUAUGGUACUCUUUCGAUUUAUUCACGGAAAGGAUGUUUUCGAAGCGUUUUAUAAGAAGGAUUUAGCCAAACGUUUGUUAGUGGGAAAAUCGGCUUCUGUAGACGCGGAAAAAUCAAUGUUAUCUAAAUUAAAACAAGAAUGCGGUGGUGGAUUUACUAGUAAAUUGGAAGGAAUGUUUAAAGACAUGGAACUUAGUAAAGAUAUUAAUAUUGCAUUCAAACAGUAUGCAGGAAACUUGCAGAGUGAAUUAGUGGCAAAUAACCUAGACCUAACUGUAUCUAUACUUACUAUGGGAUAUUGGCCUACAUAUCCAGUGAUGGAAGUCACUCUACCGAUGGAGAUGGUACAGUAUCAAGAUGUGUUUAAUAAAUUUUAUUUGGGAAAACAUAGCGGUAGAAAAUUACAGUGGCAGCCAACCUUAGGACACUGUGUAUUAAAAGCAUGGUUUAACCAGGGCAAUAAAGAGCUACAAGUAUCAUUGUUUCAAGCAUUGGUUUUAAUUCUAUUCAAUGAUAGUGAUAACCUCUCGUUAGAAGAUAUUAAAACCGCUACAAAUAUCGAGGACGGUGAACUGAGAAGAACACUGCAGUCCUUGGCAUGCGGGAAGGCUCGUGUUCUUCAAAAGAAUCCGCGUGGUCGGGAUGUCGCCGAUAACGAUAGAUUCGUCUUUAACGCAGAAUUCACAAACAAAUUGUUCAGGAUUAAGAUCAAUCAAAUUCAAAUGAAAGAAACGAAUGAAGAACAAAAAGCAACAGAAGAAAGAGUAUAUCAAGACAGACAAUAUCAAAUAGACGCUGCUAUCGUUAGAAUUAUGAAAAUGAGAAAAACUCUGACUCAUAAUCUUCUCAUCAGUGAACUGUAUAAUCAAUUGAAGUUUCCUGUAAAGCCUGCGGAUUUGAAAAAACGGAUUGAAUCUCUUAUAGAUAGAGACUACAUGGAACGAGACAAGGAUAACGCAAAUCAAUACAAUUACGUUGCGUAACCUAAAGCAAAUGCCAAAGUUAUAUUGACUUGUAAAAUUGAUGCUGAUUUUUCUAGCAAAUUCAAUUUAUCACAAUUGGUGUCUGUCCAUCGUGAAUGUGAACGAGUUCAAACGAGAGAUUAUAUAACCAAUCCGACUGUUCAGAUAAAGUUAUAAGUGUGUGAUCGAAGGAAAAAGACUUGGUUCAGUGAAUUUCCCCGUUUUGGUUUUUAGUGUGCAAGAGACAUUAAAUGGUUACAAUCCUUUUUUAACCAGUGUUCCGAAUUUUGCAAAAUAAGAUAAAAGGACAUAAUGAUAGGCAAAAAAAGCUUGAUGUAAUGUCCUAGAAUAUAACAAUUUUUUAUGCAACACAAUUUUUCACAGCAUAAUUACGAUUAAGAGAAUGUAAUAAAGAAUGGAAAAUGUAUACAUACUGUGACACUAUCAUGAAAAUAGAAAAUAAGAAUGCAAUCGCAA
Acromyrmex echinatior (Panamanian leafcutter ant) is the source of this 3161-nucleotide messenger RNA. RefSeq names its product cullin 4 (gene Cul4). The record is from RefSeq and is a predicted model, not a curated record. Gene Ontology annotation, molecular function: ubiquitin protein ligase binding. Gene Ontology annotation, cellular component: cullin-RING ubiquitin ligase complex. Gene Ontology annotation, biological process: ubiquitin-dependent protein catabolic process. NCBI's taxonomy places the organism in Eukaryota, Metazoa, Arthropoda, Insecta, Hymenoptera, Formicidae.